AUGAAGUUUGAUCGUCGAUGUUUAAAGAUCAGUGUAGGAGGAUCACGUGGACAUUCUUUAACUGUUCUGCGGAAGCAGUUGUUCGAGGAUUAUUAUGCAGACGUGAGACCUGUUCUGAACCAUUCUCAGCCAAUCGUAGUGACGAUAAAUCUUACAUUGCUUAAAAUACAGCAGGUAGAUGAAGUACGGCAGUCACUUAAAACUACAGUAAAUCUCUUACUAUCCUGGUCAGAUGAACUCUUAAUAUGGAACAAGUCUGAACAUGAUGGAAUAACAAACUUUGUAUUUCCAUACGAUAAGAAUAUCUGGGUUCCAGACAUAAUGGUCUCCAACGCUUUGGAUAGACCAGCCGAAUUGGGAUUAAACGACGCGUAUAUUUCUCUCAAAUAUUUGGGAGAGGUGGUUGUAUGGACGCAAGUUAAUUUUGACACUUCUUGUGAAAUACGUACAAAAAAAUAUCCGUUUGAUGAGCAGCAUUGCGAGAUACUCUUCACAAAGUUCAUGAAUGAAGAUGACAAAUUAAUACUGAAAGCAACAGAAAAUAAAACAAAUCUUGAGAUGUAUAUGGAAACAGCUGAAUGGCAAAUAGUUGAUAAUUUUGUUGAAUAUGACAUUGAUAUUUACGAAACAAAUAUAGGGGUUCUAAAUUACACAGUGCUUCACUAUCACUUAAAACUGCGCCGUACAUGCAUGUCAUGCAUAUUGAAUAUCAUGGUUCCAGUUUUGGUUCUGGCCUGCCUGAACUUGCUGACAUUCUUUGUGCCAUGUGAAAGUGGAGAAAAGACCAGUUUUCCAAUAUCAAUAUUUUUAACACUGGCCGUGUUUCUGACCAUGAUUACGCUGUCUUUGCCAGAGUCUAUUGAUGGAGUGUCCUACCUGAGCACAUAUGUGACAUUCCAGCUAAUAAUGAGUACAAUAACACUCAUAUGUACAGUGAUAUCUUUACAACUCCACCAUAAAAUGAACAACAGACCAGUUCCCAAAAUUGGACUUGCCAUCAUGAAGGUGUUUAAAUGUAAAAGAAAUUUGUAUCCAACCGCAAAACAAAAUGAGAUCAAACUUGAAGCAGACGAUGCUAGUAAUGAUCUUCAUCAGCUUGAUCGUUCUGACAGCACAGUGUACAUACAGAGAAGGUCGAGCAAACUGUGGCAGAAUGUGGUCGAUGCCUUUGAUACCAUGAUGUUUAGCAUUUUAUUGAUCUGUGAAAUUAUAACAACAGUCAUCUUUCUUGGUCUUAUCUUAAAUUGA
This is a messenger RNA of Mercenaria mercenaria, 1248 nucleotides long. RefSeq names its product neuronal acetylcholine receptor subunit alpha-3-like. The record is from RefSeq and is a predicted model, not a curated record. Gene Ontology annotation, biological process: nervous system process; signal transduction; regulation of membrane potential. Gene Ontology annotation, cellular component: synapse; membrane; neuron projection. Gene Ontology annotation, molecular function: extracellular ligand-gated monoatomic ion channel activity; transmembrane signaling receptor activity; neurotransmitter receptor activity. The transcript has 2 exons. NCBI's taxonomy places the organism in Eukaryota, Metazoa, Mollusca, Bivalvia, Venerida, Veneridae. The coding region runs from base 1 to 1248 and encodes 415 amino acids.